Molecule: messenger RNA, 1662 nt
Organism: Trichoderma breve
Lineage: Eukaryota; Fungi; Ascomycota; Sordariomycetes; Hypocreales; Hypocreaceae
Product: cobW/HypB/UreG, nucleotide-binding domain-containing protein
Exons: 7
Coding region: 1-1662 (553 amino acids)
Source: RefSeq, a predicted model, not a curated record
AUGACUGCUCCACUGAACGACUUGACGAAUGACGCCUCGGAAGGAAAUGGCGAACUUACCCAAGCCAAAGCCUUGCCUGUUACCCUCCUGUCGGGAUUUCUCGGCGCAGGCAAGACCACCCUACUGCAGCACAUCCUCAAAAGUAACCAUGGCCUUCGCAUUGCCGUUAUAGUCAACGACAUGGCAGGUGUUAAUAUCGACGCUGCCCUCAUCAAAGAAACCUAUCGACUAAAAAAGUCGGAUGAGAAAGUGAUUGCGCUUCAAAACGGCUGUAUCUGCUGUAAUCUCCGCGGGGACUUGCUUGAGGAGAUUCUGGAUCUGUGGAAGCUCCAAGCUUUCGACUAUAUCAUUAUUGAGAGCAGUGGUAUUUCUGAGCCGGAGCAGGUUGCCGAGACGUUUGAUGCUCGCCUUUCGGAGAGUCUGGUAGGACACAAACAACUUGACGAAUACACUCUUGAAACGCUAGACGCAAUAAAAAAAGCCGGUGGCCUAGAAAAAGUUGCACGCCUCGACACGACCGUUACCGUAAUCGACGCCUUUACCGUUAUUCAGGACGAGCGUACAGUAUCCGAUCUCAUGGUGGAUCAGAUUGAGUUUGCGGACGUGAUCGUGGUGAACAAGAUUGAUAUGAUUGAUGCUGAUGCCAAGACGCGCAUUUUUGAUCUGAUAAAACAACUGAACCACCGAGCCAAAGUCUUGGAAUCAUCCCACGGAAAGAUCGAUCCUAAAGAGAUUGUCAACACCAAGCUCUUCAAUUUACAGGUUGCUCAGACUGGGUAUGGAUGGCUGCAGGAUCUCCACGCCAUGAGUGUUCGAGAGAUGGAAGGGGGCAAUGUGGUUAGCCUUCAAGCAAAGGCUCAGGCUUUCAGCGUGCAAAGUUUCAUCUACACCAACCAGCGCCCUUUUCACCCUCGUCGUCUUUUCGCAGUCCUUUACGACAAAUUCAUUCUGCAAUUAGAGCAUCCCGAUGACAGUGACGACGAAGUAGACGCCGACGACGAAGAAAUGAAGGAUGAAGACAAUGGUGACCAAGACGUGGAUAUGGACAAUCAACCAGAUGCGGAUCUUGAGAUGGAUGAAGUAGUUUGGGACAACGAAUUCCCUAUCCCUUCAAACGAAGUCAUCUUGGAGAACAAGCGCAAAGACCCUCUUCUAGCACCACUACUCAGGUCCAAGGGCGAGUUUUUCAUCGCCACACGCCCGCAUCGUGCCGGUAAUUGGUCUCAGGCCGGAGCGAUGCUCACUCUCACCGGAGGCCGUCCCUGGUUCUGCACACUGGAUCCUGAGGAAUAUGUUACCGGUGACCCCAAGAUCGACAAGCUUGUAGCUCAUGACAUUAAGAAGGGCGGUGAGUGGGGAGACCGUCAUCAGGAGAUGGUCUUCAUCGGCGAGAAGCUGGACCAUAAUGGGCUCAAGCAGAUGCUGAACGAGUGCUUGCUUACUGAUGCGGAGUUCGAGGCUUGGCAGGAGAUCAUGAGAGACGAUGCACGAGAUGACGACUCCAAGUUUGAGGCGCUGAACGAUGCGUUCGAGGAUGGCUUCCCUGAUUGGCCGGAAGACGAUGGUCACGAUCACGAUCACGAUCACGAUGAUCCAGAUCAUGACCACACUGGCCAUGCGCAUUCCCAUUCUCGUACUACCAAGCCAUUCAAAAGGCUCUAA